Messenger RNA from Periconia digitata, 1217 nucleotides. NCBI's taxonomy places the organism in Eukaryota, Fungi, Ascomycota, Dothideomycetes, Pleosporales, Periconiaceae. The record is from the annotation of a GenBank genome assembly.
CCGAUGGCUGGCGUCCACAGGUACCGGUAGGUACCGUACUAUAAUAGGUAGCAGCAUUGUGUGUGUCGGCCAGCUCGUGCUGCUGUUGGAAUCUACCAGGUGUUUUCCAGAUCAGGGACGCUUGCAUCGACGUGGACAGCAGCUAUCGUCGUCAUACAGCGCAUGCAUGCAUGCGACAUAUAAACACACACAGGCUUUCUCCACCAUCACCACCUAGCCCGCCUCGGAGCUAUCUUGUAGCGUAGCGCAGUGCAGUCGACUUGAUUGAUCGGCAGAGCCCAGAUGUUGACACACACCAGCUGGACCGGCCAUGGCUAUCCAUCUAUCGUCGUCUCUGUCGUCGACCGGCACGCUGUUGUGCCUAACUCGACCAUGCGCUGUUCAACGUCGGUGGUACCAUGGACCAACGCUGGUGAUGGUGUUGGUGUGUACCCACCAGACUUGCUCUCUGGCCUGGCUGCUCUCUCCAUGUCCAUGUACCGUGUUCCGCUGCCGAGAUUGAUCUGCCUGCUGCCUCGCUCUUCACCAGGUGCUGGACGGCGGACUGGCUGACUCCUGGGGGGGAAGAAGGGUGUCGCCAUUCACUAGAGAUUGCGUGCCUCGCCUAAGAGUCGUCGCACCAUGAGAUGUGCUGCCUUAGCGCCAAUCAUGACUGCAGUCAACCAAACUCUAAUCAACGCUUAGGAAACGACGUCUUCAACCUUGAUCCCUUCCUCCACCACAUCCUCACUCACGCGUUUCCCUGAAUUCACCUGCGCCCAAUCCUCCAUCCCAUCCAUCACCAUCCACUCCCGAGGGCCAAUUCAUGGCAAUGCCCGGCCACGCACGCCACUAGCCGCGGGGAACUGGCGAUACCAUCCCAUCUCUGCCCAUUCAGGGCUCAAUCUCCACGCUCCAAUGACACCACUUCUCCCCCAGACAGCAUGGGUAUGCACAAUCACUGCUCAAUCACUUCCGCGCCCCUCGUCUUCCUCAAACCUUCUCCAUCCAUCCUCCCCAUGUCUGCCUCACUGUUCGCCGCUGCCUUCGCCGCACAUACAUACAUCACUCCGCCUGCAUCGGCCCUUGCCCCUCGCCUGCUCUUGCUGUCACUGUCGGCUUCAGAACAGCGAGCCCGCAGUGUAGGCCGAUCCCGUCGUCAUCUCCAUUAUAACGAUACACGGCCCAGACACCGGAAUCCACCGUCAUCUCUCACACGCUGCCUCACGAGGCUCGUC